Calypte anna (Anna's hummingbird) is the source of this 609-nucleotide messenger RNA. RefSeq names its product olfactory receptor 14I1-like. The coding region runs from base 1 to 609 and encodes 202 amino acids. Gene Ontology annotation, molecular function: G protein-coupled receptor activity. The transcript is spliced from 2 exons. NCBI's taxonomy places the organism in Eukaryota, Metazoa, Chordata, Aves, Apodiformes, Trochilidae. Gene Ontology annotation, cellular component: membrane. The record is from RefSeq and is a predicted model, not a curated record. Gene Ontology annotation, biological process: G protein-coupled receptor signaling pathway.
AUGUCUAACAGCAGUUCCAUCAGCCAGUUUCUCCUCCUGGCAUUUGCAGACAAGCGGAAGCUGCAGCUCUUGCACUUCUGGCUCUUCUUGGGCAUCUACCUGGCUGCCCUCCUGGGCAACGGCCUCAUCAUCACCACCAUCGCCUGUGACCACCACCUCCACACCCCCAUGUACUUCUUCCUCCUCAGCCUUUCCCUCCUUGACCUGGGAUUCAUCUUCACCACUCUACCCAAAGCCAUGGCCAGUUCCCUCUGGGACAAAAGGGACAUCUCCUACAAGGGAUAUGCUGCACAGCUCUUAUUCUUUUUAUUCUUCAUUUCAGCAGAGUACUGUCUCCUAACCAUCAUGUCCUAUAACUGCUACGUGGCCAUCUGCACACCCCUGCACUACAGGACCUUCCUGGAAAUAAGAAGACUUCAGAUCAUGGAACAGAUCCUCCUGGAGGCCAUAUCAAAAUGUAUGGAGUUGAGGGAGGUGAUCUUAAGCAGCCAACACAGCUUCACAAAGGGCAAAGAGAGCCUCACCAACCUCCUGGCCUUCUGCCAUGGAGUAAUUGCAGCAGUGGAGAAGGGAAGAGCUGCAGACAUCAUCUACCAAGAUUUGAUAUGA